Messenger RNA from Echinococcus granulosus, 1041 nucleotides. RefSeq names its product Golgi resident protein GCP60. Bases 1 to 1041 code for a protein of 346 amino acids. Gene Ontology annotation, cellular component: Golgi membrane. The record is from RefSeq and is a predicted model, not a curated record. The transcript is spliced from 6 exons. Lineage: Eukaryota; Metazoa; Platyhelminthes; Cestoda; Cyclophyllidea; Taeniidae.
AUGUCUCAGAACGAAUCCGAUAGUGCUAGUGGAGAAUCCCACGUGGCGACAGCCCCGGAAAAUGACGACACUACGGAAGCACAAGCGAAAGCUGUGGUAGAGGAUGAGGAGGUGGCGGAGGAGGAGGAAGGUUCAAGUGGUGAAUGUCCCGAGGACGCAGAAGAACGGCAAAAGCAUGAGUCAGCUAUGCGCACAAUUCUAGACCAACAGAGUAUUAUUCAAUUCCGCCAAUAUGCUCAGGAACAGCAUCCUAAGGAUAUUGCUAAGCAAGAUGAGUUGAUUCGGCAAAUGCAGGACCAAUACUUCGAAUACUACAUGGAAAAUGUUCAGCGUUCACAAAUGAUCCAUCAGAAACGUCAAAUCGAUCAGCUUCUCGGUCUACGUGAGGCUUCUCUCACUAACGCCGCAAAUGGUGAAGGAGAAGGUGGAGCCGGUGACGGUGGUGAUAGUGCUGGUGAACCGGUACCGCUGCCUUUGGUCCCAGCAAGUAUGUGGACCCGAAAGGAUAUUGCAGACUUUAAGAAAGACAUUCUGUCAAAUCAUCGCGAGUGUUGCAUCAAAAUUUCUUCGCUUGCUUCGGCCACUCUACGAGUUCCAACUCAUGAAGAGGGAUCCAGCAUUUUUUGGGAGUUUGCAACCGACUCCUACGAUCUGGGAUUUGGUCUCUUUUUCGAAUGGAACCUCACACCCCAGGAAAACAUCACGAUAACCAUUUCUGAGUCCAGUGAUGAGGAGGAAGAAGAGGAAGAUGAAGAUGAGGAUGGGAAUGCAGCUGAAUCUACCUCAAAACUGCGGAUUGCUAGCACCACUCCAGAUGAGGCCGACGUGGAAAGUGGAGGUGGGAACGGUAGAAGUAAAAAGGUCACCAACACUCCACCAACGGAUGAACUAAUACCGGUCUACCGUCGAGAUUGUCACACAGAGGUGUAUUGUGGCAGUCAUCAAUAUCCCGGCUGUGGUGUCUACGUCUUCAAAUUUGACAACUCCUUUUCUCUUUGGCGGUCUAAGUGGCUCUAUUAUCGAAUCUUCUAUGGAAAGUGA